AGAGCUUGCAUCACAUCCGCCGCCUGGGCGCCCAAGUCCGGAAGGUGCUGCACAGCUGUGGCGGCGGGUACUGCGUUAGUGAUUAGAGUUUCUUCCCUGCCGGAGGUGGGAUACACGGUAGCAUCAUGGUCGAGGAGGUACAGAAACAUUCUGUACACACCCUUGUGUUCAGGUCAUUGAAGAGGACCCAUGACAUGUUUGUAGCUGAUAAUGGAAAACCUGUGCCUUUAGAUGAAGAGAGCUUCCCGCUGCUCUCAGAGCCUUGCUGAGCUGAAAUUGUACCUGGCCAGUACCUCUACUCCCAUCUUUUCUCUCACAAACGAAAAAUGGCAAUCAAGCUUCGUAAUGAGUAUGGUCCUGUGUUGCAUAUGCCUACUUCAAAAGAAAAUCUUAAAGAGAAGGGUCCUCAGAAUGCAACGGAUUCAUAUGUUCAUAAACAGUACCCUGCCAAUCAAGGACAAGAAGUUGAAUACUUUGUGGCAGGUACACAUCCAUACCCACCAGGACCUGGGGUUGCUUUGACAGCAGAUACUAAGAUCCAGAGAAUGCCAAGUGAAUCAGCUGCACAGUCCUUAGCGGUGGCAUUACCUUCGCAGACCAAGGCUGAUGCAAAUCGUACUGCACCUAGUGGAAGUGAAUACCGACAUCCUGGGGCUUCUGACCGUCCACAGCCUACAGCGAUGAAUUCAAUUGUCAUGGAGACUGGCAAUACCAAGAACUCUGCACUGAUGGCUAAAAAAGCCCCUACAAUGCCAAAACCCCAGUGGCACCCACCGUGGAAACUCUACAGGGUUAUCAGUGGGCAUCUUGGCUGGGUUCGAUGUAUUGCUGUGGAACCUGGAAAUCAGUGGUUUGUUACUGGAUCUGCUGACAGAACUAUAAAGAUCUGGGACUUGGCUAGUGGCAAAUUAAAACUGUCAUUGACUGGGCAUAUUAGUACUGUGCGGGGCGUGAUAGUAAGCACAAGGAGCCCAUACCUGUUCUCUUGUGGAGAAGACAAACAAGUGAAAUGCUGGGAUCUCGAAUACAAUAAGGUUAUACGGCAUUAUCAUGGACAUUUAAGUGCAGUGUAUGGUUUGGAUUUGCACCCGACAAUCGAUGUGUUGGUAACCUGUAGUCGAGAUUCAACUGCACGGAUUUGGGAUGUGAGAACUAAAGCCAGUGUACACACAUUAUCUGGACAUACAAAUGCAGUUGCUACAGUGAGAUGUCAGGCUGCAGAACCACAAAUUAUUACAGGAAGCCAUGAUACUACAAUUCGAUUAUGGGAUCUGGUGGCUGGAAAAACAAGAGUGACAUUAACAAAUCACAAAAAAUCAGUUAGGGCUGUGGUUUUACAUCCAAGACAUUACACAUUUGCAUCUGGUUCUCCAGAUAACAUAAAGCAGUGGAAAUUCCCUGAUGGAAGUUUCAUUCAAAAUCUUUCCGGUCAUAAUGCUAUUAUUAACACAUUGACGGUAAAUUCUGAUGGAGUGCUUGUAUCUGGAGCUGACAAUGGCACCAUGCAUCUUUGGGACUGGAGAACUGGCUACAAUUUUCAGAGAGUUCACGCAGCUGUGCAACCUGGGUCUUUGGACAGUGAAUCAGGAAUAUUUGCUUGUGCUUUUGAUCAGUCUGAAAGUCGAUUACUAACAGCUGAAGCCGAUAAAACCAUUAAAGUAUACAGAGAGGAUGACACAGCCACAGAAGAAACUCAUCCAGUCAGCUGGAAACCAGAAAUUAUCAAGAGAAAGAGAUUUUAAUGAAUGUGGAAUUUUUUCUCUCUCUUUUUUUUUCUUUUUAAUUAAAAAAAAAAAGCUUGGCGUUCAUGAGGAUAUCCAGUCAUUUUGUGCUCUGGCUGGGAAUAUAAAGGAGAAAUUCACUUGCUUCAAUCAUUGCUGCUUCAUAUUUUACAAUAAACUGUCCCCUGUCCCCUACCCCUGUGUUUUUAUUUCUAAAACAAUUUGUGAUACUAGGAAGAUGCAGAUAUCAAGUAAAUGCAGGUUUAUUGAACAUAACUAUUCUAGAUGUAAUAUUUUGACAGUCUUAUUAGAAAACCCCCUUUUUAAAAAAAAAUGUAUGAAACUGAUUAUUAGGACAUUUGAAGGAGCAGUACUUUUUUUUUAGUCCUUUAAAAACUAAUAUCUGUGACUAAUAAUUUGAGAUUAAAAGAUUUGAAGUCUUAA
Messenger RNA from Pan troglodytes (chimpanzee), 2165 nucleotides. It is a transcript of the gene PLRG1, whose product is annotated as pleiotropic regulator 1. Gene Ontology annotation, molecular function: protein binding. Bases 327 to 1742 code for a protein of 471 amino acids. The record is from RefSeq and is a predicted model, not a curated record. Gene Ontology annotation, cellular component: Prp19 complex; catalytic step 2 spliceosome; precatalytic spliceosome. Lineage: Eukaryota; Metazoa; Chordata; Mammalia; Primates; Hominidae. The transcript is spliced from 16 exons. Gene Ontology annotation, biological process: mRNA splicing, via spliceosome.